AUGGAACUAAAUGUUGUACAAGAUGAGGCUGUGGACAAAAGCACCUUUAAGAAAUGCAACCAGAUUGCUUUUUACAGGCGUCAGAAACUGUUAUGUCCUGGAAAAUCCUCGUAUCAAGCAUUGUUGGAUUCAGUCACAUUAAGUGAUGAGAAUGUCAAAUUCCAAAUUAUUCAUGAGGAGACUAAGGUUCUUCUACAAGUAGAAAUUUAUGAAAUAGAAGGCAAUAUUUUCAGGCUUAAAAUUGAUGAGGCUUCACCUCUCAGAGCAAGAUACAAAGUUCCUGAUGUUCUUAUAAAGGAACCUACCACCCAGAGACUCUUCAUAUCCCACAAGGAGGCGGGUAUUCUGGCACUGUCAAGUGGUAAUGGGGACUACAAACUUCAAGUCACAGCAGACCCCUUCCAAGUUGAGCUGCAGUCCAAGGGUGAGACUGUUAUGAGCAUGAAUUCCAAUGGGUUGUUAUAUUUUGAGCACCUACAACCACCUCCCAGUGAUAGAAAACCUACAGCACAAAGUGAGGAGGCAGCAAGUGAUUACUUUAAGGAAAAACAAGAGGAUCUAGGUCUCUGGCAAGAGAAAUUUGGCAGUUUCUUAGACAUCAAAGCUCAUGGUCCCAGUUCUGUAGGCAUGGACUUCUCUUUACAUGGAUAUGAUCACGUUUAUGGAAUACCACAACACGCAGAAACACUUCUUCUCAAAAACACCAGUGAUGGUGAUGCCUACCGGCUUUAUAAUUUGGAUAUCUUCGGCCACAAGAUACAUGAUAAAAUAGGCAUUUAUGGUUCAGUGCCCCUUCUCUUAGCACACAAGCCUAACAGAACUUCAGGGAUCUUCUGGCUGAACUCUUCAGAAACGCUGGUGGAUAUUAGUACAAAGGCAGUAGCUGAGCACAUGUCAUCUAGAUCUGCUGCAGAGACUGCUAAGCAGAGAGCAGUGCCUCUAACUGAUGUACGCUGGAUGUCAGAAAGCGGAAUCAUUGAUGUUUUCCUGCUGAUGGGACCCACUGCCUUUGAUAUCUUCAAGCAGUUUGCACAACUGACAGGCACUCAAGCCCUGCCCCCCCUUUUUUCUCUGGGCUACCAUCAGUGCAGGUGGAAUUAUGAGGAUGAGCAAGAUGUCAAGGCAGUAGAUGCUGGCUUUGAUGCACAUGACAUUCCUUAUGAUGUGAUAUGGCUGGACAUAGAGCAUACAGAUGGCAAGAGGUAUUUUACUUGGGACAAAAAGAAAUUCCAGAACCCCAGAAAGAUGCAAGAACAUCUGAAGAAGAAAAAACGCAAGCUUGUCGUCAUUGUAGAUCCACACAUUAAGAUUGAUCCCACAUAUACCCUGUAUUCACAGGCAAAAGACAAGGGAUAUUUUGUGAAAGACAGAAAUGGGCAAGAUUUUGAGGGCAUCUGUUGGUCAGGUUCCUCUUGCUACCUGGAUUUCACCAAUCCUGAAGUGCGAAAAUGGUAUGCAGAUCAAUUUGCCUUCAAAACAUACAAGGGAUCCACUAAUAUCCUCUUUGUAUGGAAUGACAUGAAUGAGCCUUCAGUCUUCAAAGGGGCAGAACUAACAAUGCAGAAAGAUGCUGUGCACUACAAUAACUGGGAGCAUCGGGAAGUACACAACCUCUAUGGAUUCUACCAGCAAAUGGCAACUGCAGAAGGACUCAUCAGACGUUCUUCAGGAAAAGAGAGGCCAUUUGUCCUCACACGAUCUUUCUUUGCUGGAUCACAGAAGUAUGGGGCAGUGUGGACUGGAGACAACACAGCAGAGUGGAGUUACUUGAAAAUAUCCAUUCCAAUGCUUCUUACCAUCAGCUUGGCAGGGAUUUCCUUCUGUGGAGCUGAUGUGGGAGGGUUUAUUGGAGAUCCAGAACCAGAAUUACUUGUUCGCUGGUAUCAGGCUGGAGCCUACCAGCCCUUCUUCAGAGGUCAUUCUAACAUGGAGAGCAAACGGCGAGAACCGUGGCUCUUUGGGGAGAAGAACACCCAGAUCAUCAGGAAAGCCAUUAGAGAGCGCUACGUCCUCCUGCCUUACUUAUACACACUGUUCUAUCGGGCACACACAGCGGCUGAACCAGUUAUGAGGCCUCUCUGGGUAGAGUUUCCAGGAAAAACAGAAACUUUUGACGUGGAGUAUGAGUACAUGCUGGGAAAUGCUUUGUUGGUGCAUCCAGUCACAGAGAAAGAGGCCAAGACAGUGAGUGUUCUGCUUCCAGGGUCAGAGGAGAUUUGGUAUGAUUUCAGAAAAUUUAAACGAAUGGAAGAUGCAGGCACUCUGAAGAUCCCAGUAACACUAGAGAAUCUUCCUGUGUUCCAACGGGGGGGCACUGUGAUACCUCUGAAGACUGCAGCUGGGAAAUCCACUGAAUGGAUGAUAGAUAUUUCUUAUGAACUCCAUGUGGCCUUGGACACAGAGGCCUGUGCCAUAGGUGAGCUCUAUGUAGAUGAUGGACAUUCAUUUCAGUACCUCCACAAGAAGCAGUUCCUAUAUCGGAAAUUCACUUUCCACAAGAACAUUCUCACUUCCAGCUGCACCGAUGAAAGCGGACAAUACCAAACCUCAUGUGUGGUUGAGCGGGUGAUAGUUCUGGGAUUUGGAAAGCAACCCACUUUUGUGACAGCCAGUUCCAAGGGUGGGAAAGAAAAGGAAGUGGUUUUCACAUAUGAUACGAAGACCUCUGCGCUGACACUGGGAAACUUAGCCCUGAGUGUUGAUGCUGACUGGGAGAUUUGUAUCAACUGAGACACAAGUUCUUCAGAGAAGCAAUUCAUUGAGAGGUUGAGGAGAAAUAAACUGGGAGGACUUAAAACAUUCACUUGAAUCCAA
This is a messenger RNA of Manacus vitellinus (golden-collared manakin), 2814 nucleotides long. It is a transcript of the gene GANC, whose product is annotated as glucosidase alpha, neutral C. The transcript is spliced from 24 exons. The record is from RefSeq and is a predicted model, not a curated record. Gene Ontology annotation, biological process: carbohydrate metabolic process; N-glycan processing. Gene Ontology annotation, molecular function: alpha-1,4-glucosidase activity; carbohydrate binding. The coding region runs from base 1 to 2730 and encodes 909 amino acids. NCBI's taxonomy places the organism in Eukaryota, Metazoa, Chordata, Aves, Passeriformes, Pipridae.